Saprolegnia diclina VS20 is the source of this 660-nucleotide messenger RNA. RefSeq lists its product as hypothetical. The record is from RefSeq and is a predicted model, not a curated record. NCBI's taxonomy places the organism in Eukaryota, Oomycota, Saprolegniomycetes, Saprolegniales, Saprolegniaceae. Bases 1 to 660 code for a protein of 219 amino acids. The transcript has 6 exons.
AUGGACGCGUUCGUUGCGCACGUCUUCGGCGAGCGCGAUACCUAUUCGUUUAGCACAUCCGUGCCAUUGCGAUGGCUCGUCUGGCUGCGGCCGUCCACGAGCAGUCCGGUAGCCAUUACGCUUACGGUCUGCGUCGGCGUCGACGGCGCGACCAAGUGCUUUGAGAAGCAGCUUCUGGCGACCGAGCUUCAAGCCCAUAUGCAAGAGCUGGGCGUCAAUGGCGAUCUCGGCAUGUUUGCUGCGCCUUUCAAGACGGCGCUCGAGUCGGCGGCGAAUGUGAGCUUGAGUGUCGAAGACAAUGGCAGCGCUUGUGUCAACGUCACGUACCUCUUUGGCCCAUCCUUGCUUCGCCGAGGCCAAUUCAUCUUGGACGCUGGGCAAGUCCUACCGGAAGCAGCCUAUGCACUGCUCGCCGACCUGCAUGGCCUUCGCACCGAGAGCGCCGAGGAUGCUCGUCUUCGUCGGAUGCGACGGUCGGCCUCGCUGCAGCCGACGACCGCCUCGGUACCCCUCAGCUUCACCACGGCGCCAGCCAUCACGAGCUCGACGUCGUCUGCGCCCAACCCGCUCAAGCGCAAGGCGGCGCUUCCCAUGGGCGCGAGACGCAAGGGCAGCCGCGGUGUCAAGCUCGCCUUCGCCGACGACGACGACGCGGCUUAA